AUGUUUCGUUUACCCAGCAUCAUGAAGCAGGUGAGGCCUGUGAGCCGAGCGCUGGCUCCUCACCUCACAAGAGCCUACGCUAAGGAUGUAAAGUUUGGGGCUGACGCUCGAGCCCUCAUGCUGCAGGGAGUGGACCUGYUGGCGGAUGCUGUGGCUGUCACUAUGGGCCCAAAGGGACGCACAGUGAUCAUCGAGCAGAGCUGGGGCAGCCCCAAGGUCACAAAAGAUGGAGUGACGGUGGCCAAAAGCAUCGAACUGAAGGACCGCUACAAGAACAUCGGCGCCAAGCUGGUGCAGGACGUGGCGAACAACACCAACGAAGAAGCCGGCGACGGCACAACCACCGCCACGGUGCUGGCCCGCGCCAUCGCCAAGGAAGGCUUCGACAACAUCAGCAAAGGUGCGAACCCCGUGGAGAUACGCCGCGGCGUCAUGAUGGCUGUGGAAACGGUCAUCAGCGAGCUGAAGAAGCUCUCGAAGCCCGUCACGACCCCAGAGGAGAUUGCGCAGGUUGCUACGAUCUCAGCCAAUGGAGAUGUAGACAUCGGUAACAUCAUAUCCAAUGCCAUGAAGAAAGUUGGCCGCAAAGGAGUCAUCACUGUCAAGGAUGGGAAGACUUUACAAGACGAGCUUGAGGUGAUUGAAGGCAUGAAGUUCGACCGUGGUUACAUUUCACCGUACUUCAUCAACACUGCAAAAGGUCAGAAGUGUGAGUUCCAGGAUGCGUAUGUGUUGCUGAGUGAGAAGAAGAUCUCCAGUGUUCAGAGCAUCGUGCCGGCUCUGGAACUCGCCAACCAGCACCGCAAACCGCUCGUUAUUGUAGCUGAGGAUGUGGACGGAGAAGCCCUGAGCACCCUGGUUCUUAACAGGCUGAAAGUCGGGCUUCAGGUGGUCGCUGUCAAAGCUCCAGGCUUCGGUGACAACCGGAAGAAUCAGCUGAAAGACAUGGCCAUCGCCACUGGUGGCACGGUGUUCGGGGAUGAAGCUCUGGGUCUGGCUCUCGAGGACAUUCAGGCUCACGAUUUUGGCAAAGUCGGUGAGGUGCAAAUCACCAAAGAUGACACCCUGCUGCUGAAAGGAGGUGGCAACCCUGCUGACCUGGAGAAACGAGCAGCAGAGAUUGCGGAACAGCUGGAGAACACCACCAGCGACUACGAGAAGGAGAAACUCAACGAGAGGCUGGCCAAGCUGUCRGACGGCGUCGCUGUGCUGAAGGUUGGAGGAACAAGUGAUGUCGAGGUGAACGAGAAGAAGGACCGUGUGACGGACGCCCUGAACGCCACGCGAGCAGCUGUGGAAGAGGGCAUUGUGCUUGGAGGAGGCUGUGCUCUGCUGCGCUGCAUCCCCUCGCUCGACACCAUCAAAACUGCCAACACUGACCAGAAAAUCGGUGUGGACAUCAUCAGACGAUCACUCCGUAUUCCUGCCAUGACUAUUGCGAAGAACGCCGGCGUGGAGGGCUCUCUGGUAGUGGAGAAGAUCCUGCAGGGGCCACCUGAGAUCGGCUACGAUGCCAUGCAGGGAGAGUUCGUUAACCUGGUGGAGAAGGGCAUCAUCGACCCCACCAAGGUGGUGAGGACGGCACUCUUGGAUGCUGCAGGAGUCGCAUCUUUGCUGUCCACUGCAGAGGCUGUGGUCACUGAGAUACCCAAGGAGGAGAAGGAGAUGCCAGGAGGAAUGGGCGGCAUGGGAGGAAUGGGUGGAAUGGGAGGCGGCAUGGGUUUCUGAGCCAGUCUCCCUGACUUUGUACAGACUGAGUUAUCAGAUUGGAGUUGGAGGAGCAGAAUCCCCUCUCUUUAAACGACUGUAAUUAUGUUGGAGUUUCAAAUGGCUCAAAGAACUGAGAGCCAAGCAGGAGUCCUCAGUUUUCCACAGUGGCACAAAACCCAUCAUGUGCACUGCUCAGAGAGAUGAGAUGGUUCACCUGAAAGGAAGUCUGGUUUGUUUCACCCUGGUGUUUUUAGUGCUGAUAUUCUGCUUUCAUYAGUUCUACAGGAAACGCUAACAUGAAACUUUAUUUGCUGCAUGUCUGAUAUYCACUUUCUAAAUCAAAACUAGAAGAAAGCUGCACAGAGCCCCGAGUCAGAAUCAACACCGAACACUAAAAUCAACCAGGUGGAAAUAAACUAUAAUAACCUUUAGUGGACCACAGAGAGCAAGCUUCAGUGUCAAUGUUUGUGUUUGUAGUAUUCAGUUAAUUCUUUUUUUAAUAUACAUGUUUGUCAUCAGUGAUUUGAAUUAAACCAGUUUUCUUACAGACUGAGCAUUUUUAUUACAUGUGAACAGAGUGUCUAAACAAAUGACGAGGCCUGUUCAGCCUGAAUGUUUACMGAGUCAUUUUUCUUCAUCGUGCUCCAGAUGAUUUUGUUAGUGGGACGAGGAGGAAGGGUUCAUGUUUCUGUAUGACCUUUGUGAGCAGCUUACACUGUAAUACAUCAAGCAGGCAGUAGAUGGUGUCUGUGUUGCAGUGAACACUUCACUUAUAGACAUUGAUUUUUUUUUUUAUUUUGUGUAAUAAAUCCAUUUCUCUACAUUCAA
Austrofundulus limnaeus is the source of this 2538-nucleotide messenger RNA. It is a transcript of the gene hspd1, whose product is annotated as heat shock 60 protein 1. The record is from RefSeq and is a predicted model, not a curated record. NCBI's taxonomy places the organism in Eukaryota, Metazoa, Chordata, Actinopteri, Cyprinodontiformes, Rivulidae. The transcript is spliced from 9 exons. Gene Ontology annotation, molecular function: ATP-dependent protein folding chaperone; ATP binding. Gene Ontology annotation, biological process: protein refolding. The coding region runs from base 1 to 1728 and encodes 575 amino acids.